CACGAGGAAGUGGCUGCGGCUGCAGCGCGGGGCCCAGAGCCGGUUCGGCGCGUCGACUGCCCAGAGUCCGCGGCCGUGGCGCGGUAGGAGCCAAGCCACCAUGGCCUACCACAGCUUCCCGGUUGAGCCCAUCAGCUGCCAUGCCUGGAGCAAGGACCGUACCCAGAUCGCCAUCUGCCCCAACAACCAUGAGGUGCACAUCUACGAGAAGAGUGGCGCCAAAUGGACCAAGGCGCACGAGCUCAAGGAGCACAAUGGGCAGGUGACAGGCAUUGACUGGGCUCCUGAGAGUAACCGAAUUGUGACCUGUGGCACAGACCGCAACGCCUACGUGUGGACACUGAAGGGCCGCACGUGGAAGCCCAAGCUGGUCAUCCUGCGGAUCAACCGGGCCGCCCGCUGCGUGCGCUGCCCCAACGAGAACAAGUUCGCUGUGGGCAGCGGCUCCCGUGUCAUCUCCAUCUGUUAUAUCGAGCAGGAGAAUGACUGGUGGGUUUGCAAGCACAUCAAGAAGCCCAUCCGCUCCACCGUCCUCAGCCUGGACUGGCACCCCAACAAUGUGCUGCUGGCUGCCGGCUCCUGCGACUUCAAGUGCCGGAUCUUUUCAGCCUACAUCAAGGAGGUGGAGGAGAGGCCUGCACCCACCCCAUGGGGCUCUAAGAUGCCCUUUGGGGAGCUGAUGUUUGAGUCCACCAGUAGCUGCGGCUGGGUACAUGGCGUCUGCUUCUCAGCUAGCGGGAGCCGCGUGGCCUGGGUGAGCCAUGACAGCACCGUGUGUCUGGCUGAUGCUGAGAAGAAGAUGGCUGUUGCGACCCUGGCCUCUGAAACACUGCCGCUGCUGGCGCUGACCUUCAUCACAGACAACAGCCUGGUGGCAGCGGGCCACGACUGCUUCCCGGUGCUGUUCACCUAUGACGCCGCUGCGGGGACUCUGAGCUUCGGCGGGCGGCUGGAUGUGCCCAAGCAGAGCUCGCAGCGCGGCUUGACGGCCCGCGAGCGCUUCCAGAACCUUGACAAGAAGGCGAACUCUGAGGGCGGCAUGGCCGCGGGCUCGGGCCUGGACUCGCUGCACAAGAAUAGCGUCAGCCAGAUCUCAGUGCUCAGCGGGGGCAAGGCCAAGUGCUCACAGUUCUGCACCACUGGCAUGGACGGUGGCAUGAGUAUCUGGGAUGUGAAGAGCUUGGAGUCAGCCUUGAAGGACCUGAAGAUCAAAUGAUCUGUGUGGAAUGUCUUCAUCCCAGCUGUUGGGGAAGCAGGGCAAGGGGUCAGGGAGGCUACUGGUUGCUUUGCUGAACGUUUUUGGGGUACUGGUAUGAGUUCCCACAGGGGUUCCUCCCUCAAAAAGGGAGGGGACAGAUGGGGAGCUUUUCUUACCUAUUCAAGGAAUAUGUGCCUUUUUCUUAAAGAAAUGCUUUCAUUUAUUGGAAAAAAAAAUUCCCCCAAAGCACUAUGCUGGUCAUGAACUGCUUCAAAAUGUGGAGGUAAUAAAAUGCAACUGUGUCAAAAAACAAAAA
This is a messenger RNA of Cebus imitator (Panamanian white-faced capuchin), 1514 nucleotides long. RefSeq names its product actin-related protein 2/3 complex subunit 1B-like. The record is from RefSeq and is a predicted model, not a curated record. Gene Ontology annotation, cellular component: actin cytoskeleton; Arp2/3 protein complex. Gene Ontology annotation, molecular function: actin filament binding. Gene Ontology annotation, biological process: Arp2/3 complex-mediated actin nucleation. Lineage: Eukaryota; Metazoa; Chordata; Mammalia; Primates; Cebidae.